AUGAGGAUUCAAUUGGAGCUUGUUGAAGCUCUGGCGAAGAAACACGAGAAAAAAAUCACAGAGAUUGUCACGCGAUUUGGCCAAAAUCGAGAUCGUGAUCGCGAGGGAGGUCCAAUUUUUGAAGGAAUCGGCAGCAGUGGUGGUCAUCUUGAGGAUACGAAUCGAAGGGAGAAAUGGUGCAAGCUGGAGAUUCCGAUUUUUGUUAGAGAAGAUGCAUUUGGCUGGACGCAUCGAUUGGAGAGAUAUUUUUUGUUGAAAGAUGUCACUGAAGAUGAAAAGAUGCAAGCGACAGUGAUGGCUUUGGAGGGAAAAGCUUUGAGUUGGUAUCAAUGGUGGGAGAGGUGCAAUCCAAAUCCAAAUUGGGAGAGGUUCAAACUUGCUGUUGUGAGGAGAUUUCAACCUUCCCUGAUUCAAAAUCCGUUUGAACAAUUGCUAUCUCUCAAGCAAACAAGCGUUGUGGAGGAAUUUGUGGAAGAUUUUGAGAAGAAUGUGGGAGCAUUGAGGACUAUUGAUCAAGAAUUCGUUAUUGGAAUUUUUCUAAAUGGCCUUAAGGAAGAGUUGCAAGUAGAGGUAAAAUUUUAUUCUAGAAGUAGUCCCGACACUAAAGCUGAUACUCUGGAGUCUAAAUUGGGAAAUUAUAAGAAGAAUGAAGUUUCUGUUAUGAGUAGUACAUGGAGUGGUAUAGGGCAAAGCCAAAUUGUAGAAAGUGGGAGGAAUAGGAAUGGGGAAUUUAAGCAUUUAACUGAGGCAAAAAUGAGGGAGAAAAGAGUAAAUGGACUAUGUUUUAGAUGUGAUGAGCCAUUUACUAGAGAACAUAGAUGCAAAAAUAGGCAAUUCAGAAUGAUAAUACUAGAAGCAGAAGAAGAAGAGGUAGAGGAAGAGGAACAAAAAGAUAGUUUGCAGACUUUUAAAUCCUUGCAAUUAUCAUUAUGCUCUAUGUCUAGAUUUACCACUUCAAAAUCCUGGAAAGUGGAGGGUUUAUUACAGGACCAUUUUAUUGUGAUAUUGUUGGAUUGUGGGGCUUCCCACAAUUUUAUAGCUACAAAAUUGGUGGAUAAACUGAACUUGAGAGUUCAAGAUACUCCUUCUUACCUUGUGGAGGUGGGAGAUGGCCAUAAAGUGAGGUGCAAAGGAAAGUGUCCCAAAUUAAAGUUCCAAUUGCAGCAACUCGAAAUUGAACAGGAUUUCUAUUUGUUUACUUUGAAAGGGGUGGAUAUUGUUUUGGGGUUGGAUUGGUUAGCUGGUUUGGGGGAAAUCAAGGCUGAUUUUGGCAAGCUGGAACUUAUUGUCAAACAGGGAGUCAAAUUGAUUAAGAUUUCUGGAAAUCCUGCAUUGACAAGAACUGCACUUCCUUUAGGGGCUUUGAUGCAGAUUCUGAAGGGGGAAGGAGAAGGAUUAAUGAUUCAUUGUGAAUCUUCUACUGAGGCUGCCACUGAAAAAGUGGAAAUUCCUGCAGCUGUUCUAGAUUUGUUAGCAGAAUUUGCGAAUGUUUUUGUUGAUCCUCAAGGGUUACCUCCAAUAAGAAGACAUGAUCAUGCCAUCCAAUUAACAGAAGGUGCUUCUAUUCCUAAUCUGAGGCCUUAUAAGUAUCCUCAUUAUCAGAAAAAUGAGAUAGAGAGGAUGGUUAGGGAAAUGAUGGAAUUAGGGGUCAUAAGGCCUAGCUUAAGUCCUUAUUCUAGCCCUAUUAUCUUAGUCAAAAAGAAAGAUGGGGGCUGGAGAUUUUGUAUGGAUUAUCGAGCUUUAAACAAGAUAACCAUACCUAAUAAAUUUCCAAUUCCAAUAAUAGAGGAGCUUUUGGAUGAAAUUGGUGGAGCUACUAUCUUCACUAAAUUGGAUUUAAAGGCUGGAUAUCACCAAAUCAGAAUGAAAGAUUCAAAUAUUGAGAAAACAACCUUUAGGACACAUGAGGGGCACUAA
Messenger RNA from Glycine soja, 1917 nucleotides. RefSeq lists its product as uncharacterized. The record is from RefSeq and is a predicted model, not a curated record. The transcript has 2 exons. Bases 1 to 1917 code for a protein of 638 amino acids. Lineage: Eukaryota; Viridiplantae; Streptophyta; Magnoliopsida; Fabales; Fabaceae.